CAUGUUGACGCAGCCCAACACGUCCACUUGACGCAACUAGGAAGCGCUGGACGAUCCGUUUCUACCAGACCCCAGCAUGGCCUCGAAGACUUCAAAAUGGGCUGACGACAACGACGACGACGACGACGAAGAAGCCGCGGCGGCCAUGGCACAACGCAAGAAAGAGAAGGAGGAGCGCAGACGUCUCAAGGAAGAGAAGGCACGCAAGGCAGCAAAAGCGACGGCACGUUCAGGGACACCCACCUCACAAGACGCCUCCGCUGGCGACGAUCAACGGCCGACGAAGCGUCAACGAACGUCAGAGCCCCAAGAUGAGGCAGAAGAAGAAGGCGCACACCUUUUGCAUUUCCCGACUCGCGCGGUCCGACCGUGCGGGCACGUAUCGCAGUACGAGACGCUCAACCGGAUCGAAGAAGGCUCGUACGGGCUGGUGUCCCGGGCGCGCACGACGAGUUCGGGUACCAUCGUCGCGCUGAAACGUUUAAAGAUGGGCAACAACGAGACGACUGAAGGAUUCCCCGUCACGGGCCUACGGGAGAUACAAACUCUCCGGUCGUGCCGUCACGACCACAUCGUCCAACUCCUCCAGGUGGUCAUGGGAGACGGUCUGAAAGAUGUCUACCUCGUCAUGGAGUUUCUCGAACACGACCUCAAGACCCUGCUGGAGGACAUGGCCGAGCCCUUUCUCCCCUCGGAGACGAAACGACUCAUGCUCCAACUCGUCUCGGCCACCGAGUACCUCCACUCCAACUGGAUCAUCCACCGGGACCUCAAGACUUCGAACCUCUUGCUCAACAACCGCGGCGAGAUCAAGGUGGCCGAUUUCGGCAUGGCGAGGUACACGACGGGACCACACGCGCGGCCGCCGCCGAAGCUCACCCAGCUCGUCGUGACGUUGUGGUACCGCGCGCCUGAGCUGCUGCUGGGCGCCGAGGAGUACGACUUUGAGAUCGACGUGUGGAGCGUCGGCUGUAUCUUCGCCGAGUUGUUGACACGGGAACCCCUGUUCCAAGGCCAGACCGAAGUCGACCAACUCUCCAAGAUCUUUGGGUUGCUGGGCACGCCGACCAACGAGACCUGGCCCGGUUUCAGGGCCUUGCCGAACGCGAAGGCCUUGCACCCGGUCUUGUCUCGCUCCUCAUCGUCGUCGCAGUCGUCCCUCACCGUCUCCAAGUUCCCGUACCUGACCACCUCUGGCCUCCGUCUCCUGGCGUCCCUGCUGUCCAUGGACCCGAACGGACGGCCGACGGCCACCGAGAUCCUCUCACAUCCUUACUUUAGGGAAGACCCGCGACCCAAGGCCAAAGAGAUGUUUCCCACCUUCCCCAGUAAAGCCGGCCAAGAGAAGCGCAGGCGCAGAGCCACUCCGCAGGCCCCCGUGCGUGGCGACGCCCCGAGGCUGGACGAGCGCGAAUUCGAAGGCAUCUUUGCGGGCAGGGUGGACGAACAACGUGGUGCCGGGUUCGCUCUGAGGCUGGGUUGAAUGACGGACUACUACAACUUGUCUUGACCGAGUCUUUUCCCAAAGAAGAAAAGUUCUUUUUGGGGGUUUUUUUGGUUUAGAAAACGAUCGCGGAGGUAACGUUUCAGACAUGGCAUUUUACGAUACCCAUAGAAAAAAGACUUGGCUUCGCGGGCGGCACAUGUAAUGAUAAAUCUAGACUUGACGAGCACAACCAUGCGGACGAGUAUUGUUUGCUCAU
Molecule: messenger RNA, 1703 nt
Organism: Exophiala oligosperma
Lineage: Eukaryota; Fungi; Ascomycota; Eurotiomycetes; Chaetothyriales; Herpotrichiellaceae
Exons: 2
Coding region: 77-1483 (468 amino acids)
Biological process (GO): protein phosphorylation; regulation of mitotic cell cycle
Cellular component (GO): nucleus
Molecular function (GO): ATP binding; cyclin-dependent protein serine/threonine kinase activity
Source: RefSeq, a predicted model, not a curated record